Molecule: messenger RNA, 871 nt
Organism: Catharus ustulatus (Swainson's thrush)
Lineage: Eukaryota; Metazoa; Chordata; Aves; Passeriformes; Turdidae
Gene: MZT1
Product: mitotic spindle organizing protein 1
Exons: 3
Coding region: 117-335 (72 amino acids)
Biological process (GO): gamma-tubulin complex localization; microtubule nucleation by interphase microtubule organizing center; mitotic spindle assembly
Cellular component (GO): spindle; interphase microtubule organizing center; gamma-tubulin ring complex
Source: RefSeq, a predicted model, not a curated record
UUCAAAGAAAGCCCGCCCCCGCCGCGCUCGCGCUGCGCCGGGCCGUCACGUGGGGCCGGCGGGCCCGGGCCCGGGCGUGCGCGGCGCGUUCCGGUUCCGGGCGCGGCGGGGUCGCCAUGGCGAGCAACGCCGCCAGCUUGAACGCCGUGAGGGAGACCAUGGACGUUCUGUUUGAGAUUUCAAGAAUAUUAAACACUGGCUUGGAUAUGGAGACAUUGUCUAUUUGUGUGCGGCUUUGUGAGCAAGGGAUAAAUCCAGAAGCAUUAUCUUCUGUUAUUAAAGAACUGCGGAAGGCUACAGAAGCUCUAAAGGCUGCUGAAAAUAUGACAGGCUGACAUGGGAGAAGAUCUCUGCAUGAGAAGAAUGCCAAAUUAAGCUUACCAGGAGCUCUGAAGAUUGCCACUAUUAAGGAAAAAAAAAAAAAGAAAUAAGUAUAUGUGAAGGUUUUAGAGUACUUCUGUAGUACUUUUCAAAAGAAUUGUGUAUAUAAUAGGUUUAAAGAGUCUUUUAAAAGUUCACCAGUAAUAUUAUUACUUGGUAUUUUUGUGAACUGUUUGUGAAUGUAGUGCAAUUGCUCUUCUUUGGCAUCCUGUACAUCUAGAAUCAGGCUAGAUAUUGUACAUUUGUUGAAUUUACCAGAGUGAACCAACAAAUCUUGUUGUAAUGAAUGUAACUUUGUUAAUGCAUCCUUUAGAAGUGGUAGUAUAUAAUGAGUUUUAUCUUUUGCUUUGAUGAAAAACUACAUGUGCAAUUUUAGUCUUGCUUUAUGGUCCAGAUAGGAAUGAAGCCCAGGCUGACUUUAUUUUAGAGUAAGGGCAGUAACUUAAGUCUCAAGCUGAAAGUAAUAAAUAAAGCAUUUUUUAAUAAUGUA